GCGGUUGUACAUAACUAGCCUAGGCUAGCUAGCCAUCUUGACAAGAAUGAGGGAGGUAGCCGCUGUUCGGAAUUUCAGUUCCCUGAAGUGUGACCUAGAGACUAUUUACUCUUGGAAAUGGGUUACAUAUACCUUUGAAACGAGUGUUAGUAUUGAAUCGUUUUAAGUUCGUAAGUCAAGAGGGGAGAGGUGACUUGUUCCGAGAGAUGUCUUACAUACUUGUCCCAACGUAAAGAGUGUUGUUGUAGCCAGCUAGCUAGUUGAGUGGAGAGGUACGGGCCCGCUUCACAGUCUAAAGUAGCUGCCGCAGCUGGGCAACUCUAUCUGCGACAGCCGCCAUCUGACAACUACGGGGUCCGGACAUUACUUUACUGAACAGGCCGGUACGGACGGAUCAAACCUUUGGAUCAGUUAUCGAAUUACUACUUCUAUUGGCAAACGCUGGACGUGGAAGGGUUGGUCUUCAAUGUUAUGAACUCGUAAAAUGCAACAGGAGACGAGAGGAGGAAGGAACAAGGAUGACUCAUACUCCUCUUGAUAAUAGUUUUAAAAAACUUCCAUCGAUGCAAAUUCUCUGUUUCAGAUAGCCAGUUGUCAGCUGAUAUUAGCUAACUCACUUGCUUUUAACGCGAGACAUUUAGACGGGAGUUGUGAACGCAGGCUCUCAAAAUGUCUAAAAUGCCGGCUAAAAAGAAAAGCUGUUUUCAGAUCACAAGUGUGACACAGGCUCAGGUGGCGGCCAGCAGUGCCACGGACGACACGGAGAGCCUGGACGACCCAGACGAAUCACGGACUGAAGACGGGUCGUCGGAAAUAUUCGACGUGUCCCGGGCUGACUUCGAGCCGGAGGUAUGUGAUCGAAGUUCGUCUGAGGAAACCCUAAACCAUGUAGGGGAGCAAGAGGCACCUGGCGUUAUGGUCCCACCGCGUAGUGUACCUAAAGUUGGGCAGAUGCCUGCAAUGUCGGGGCCUCCAAAUGAAGGUUUUGCUAUUCGAAAGGCAGGAGUGGCAGGCUCGCCUCAUGUUAGCCAGCAAACACUGGGAAGUGGUUCGUCAAGCGGCCUCCCUAUUGCUCAGUCCGGGCUCAUGCCACAGCCUGCCCCAGUGGCCAGUUGGGGGGCUACAACAGUGUCAGUGAGCACAUCCCAGCCAGUAGUGACUAGUUUAACCCCUACUUCUGUUAUGUCAUCGACAGCAAGUUGCAGUUCACGUUUCAGGGUCAUCAAACUUGACCAUGGUACUGGAGAGCCCUUCAGAAAGGGCCGAUGGACUUGCACAGAGUUCUAUGAGAAAGACUCAGAGGGUAACACUGUGGUUAACAGGACUACGGAUAACAUUAGACAUGCCAAUGCGUUUGACCCCAGUGCUGACAGGGACAGCGGACUGGGGUUGACUGGUGGUACGGUGGUUGCACCAUCGACUCACUCUGGCCAGGGCCUAGACUCCAUAGUGGAUGCUGCUGCUCUUAAUGCCUUGCACGUUCACCCAAUGGACACACUGCAACAGCAGCAGCAGCCUCACCACCAAAACUACAACAUGGGGCAGCCUGGAACAGCCACACACAACACUUUCCCCACCAACAACCUCAUGGCUGUCCCAGGUCAGCAGCCAACGCUGAGUACUAUCCAACCUGCUGCCAACCAGAACCUCUUUCCUGUGGGGCUCAACGGUCUUCCUCAAAGUGGCAUUCACAUACAGAAAUCCCCAAGCAUGACCCCUGCAGCCCAGACCCAGAUGCUGGCUUACCCUCCCCAGCAGCAGGCCAUGCUACAGCAGCUUCCACUGGGACAGCACCUGCCCAACCAGCCCCCAGGCCUGCCCCAGAACCAGGCAGACUACUACCAACAGAACCAGCCUGGCAUGCAGGCAGUGGCCUCAGCCGGCCAGACCCUCUAUGUGGGACAGACUGUGGGUCAGGGCCCGUCACUGGUCAUGACUCCCGCCACCGGGGUUCCGAUGCUGGGGCAGGUAGGGGAGAUGGCAGCAGUGGGGGGAGGAGGUUCUUUACCUGUCAGUCAGCCAGCUUCAGGCCUGAUGGGUGGAGGUGUGGGAGGUGUUGGGUCAUCCAUGGUACUGGGCGGAAGCUCUACUCUGCAACAGCUUGUAGGUCAGUAUGCCCCCACGGGUAUUCGUCAACCCGUCGGCCUCCACCCUUCGCCCCCCGGCACCCAAAACGUGCCCACCAUUGUGCCCAGUGCCUCCAGCGCCACCACAUUAGCCCCCACCGCCAUGCCAAACCUGACUGCCUCCUUGUUGCCCGGGCAACAGGCCCGCGAUGGCAGGGGGGCGCAGGGCCUCCCGGCUGCUGGGUUCAGCCAUGUGGAGGAGGGCCAGCCUCCCGCCUUCUCUGAGAAAAACCUGAUGAAGAUCCCUGAGAGCCUGCAGCUGGCAAACAACCCCUCUGUGAACAGCCUGUUUGGAAUAGCCAUAGACGGGGACGAGGACAGGACCCCCUCCAUGGUGUUCUACCGGGCCUUCCAGUCUGGCAGCAGGCUGCAGGACUCUAAGGCCCACAGUGAUAGUGCCUCUGGAGCCAGUGUUGUUGCCAUUGAUAAUAAAAUCGAACAGGCGAUGGACUUAGUGAAAAGCCAUCUGAUGUAUGCAGUGCGUGAGGAGGUGGAGGUGCUGAAGGAGCAGAUCAAGGAGCUGUUUGAGAGGAACUCUAUGCUGGAACAGGAGAACGCCGUGCUGAAAUCCCUGGCCAACAGCGACCAGCUGUCUGAGCUCUCCAUCCGGCCGGCCGCCACAAACUCCUCCUGCAGCACGCCUCCCCAGCAAGGGGUGGGCCAAGGCCAGCCUCAGCUCCAGGCCCAGCCUCAAACGCAUCCUCCACUCCAGGCCCAGCAACUCCAGCCCCAACCCCAGCUUGACGCCAGCCAGCCUUUGCUGCAACCGCAGCCCAACGGCAACUCCGCUUGAAGUGCAUCCCCCCCAGCAGGAGAAAAGAAAGCAGAAAAGCACCCUCCAAUUAUUCUAAAUUAGCAUACAAAACAACAAAAUAAUUAUAUUGUCUUGUUCUCCACCAGCUUGGCCACCACAAGGGCAGUGCCUCUGUGCCUGUUUGGCUUUCCCAGUGUUAAUGCAAUCAUUGCGAGAGAGAUACGGGGGCUUUUCUUAUGGGGCGCCAUACUGGAGCCUGGACUGGUUGAGUGCUGUGGACCAGAUCUCCCCCCCCCGGCUACAAAGGAGUUGUGCAGCUCACAUGAGGAUGAAUCGGAGCGUCCCAGAGAUGUUUUGUUGUUGUAAGAGAUGUGUUUUUAGCCUUGCUGUUUCAUGUUGUAAGUAAGAAGUGGGGGAGAGAUCUAUUUUCGGAGCCGCGCCGCCAUUACUUCUUCGACAUGAGUCCAAUCCAUGCAUCGGUCUAAAGUUCUACGGUUAAUGUUUAUUUAUUACGGGGCUGCUAUUUCCAUGAAAGGAACAAUGUCACAAAAAAAAAUAUUUAAAAAAAAAAAAUAGCCUUUUUUUUGUUAUUGUCAUCAGUGUUUAAAAUAGUCUGUACACACAAUUGGCAGUGUAUUACAUUAACCAGUUGAAUAUGUAGGCAAUAAUAAAGAAACUCUGACAUACGUCUAACACUAAACAGGCAGUUUUACAAUGGAAUUGUUUAUCCGCACCAGUCAAGAUCCAGUUUGAAUGUACAUUUUGUAUAGUGUAAAGUAUUAAGAACAUAGCAAAGUUUGUACAGGUGAACACCAAGUCUACGGACAGGAAAUCUGAACGUGAAUCUGCGCUAGACUAUUAUUUUUUUUUUAAACAAACUUCCAAUCCAAUUGCUAGUUUCUUUGUCUCCAAAAUGGAACGUUUAUUGUCAUACUCGUGUCUUCUUGUACAUGUGUUUUUGGGGUGGGGGGAAAAAAGCUGUGAAAUCGUUCAUACCUACUUUGUAACCAAAGAUGCAAAGCUGUAAUUCGAUUUAUUAUUUUGUAAUGUGCACUUCUGUAUAUUUUUUUUCUUCUCACUUUCACAACAAAAUGUUUUUGUUGCUGUUUAGCAUGUUCUGCAUGAUCUGUAAUUUUCAAACCACUUUCUUACCUCAUAUUUUUAUUCAGCACUCUUAUUGUAAGAUAGUAGUCUGUGAACAAUGUCAAUGGGGGGGGGGAAAGACAUGGAGACAAAGAGCUAGGGUUUUGGUAGAGCGAUACAAACAAGUGUUAAGUACACUAGCUACAGAAAAUGAAGUGAGCCAUGCUUUGUUCAUUUAAAUGGUAUUUGAAUUUCAUAUGCCAAUAGUUUUGUUACAUUGCAAAUUUAAUGUAUUUAAAUAAAUGCAAUAUUCAGAUUCCA
Molecule: messenger RNA, 4284 nt
Organism: Oncorhynchus kisutch (coho salmon)
Lineage: Eukaryota; Metazoa; Chordata; Actinopteri; Salmoniformes; Salmonidae
Product: TSC22 domain family protein 2-like
Exons: 4
Coding region: 670-2919 (749 amino acids)
Biological process (GO): regulation of transcription by RNA polymerase II
Source: RefSeq, a predicted model, not a curated record